UCACUAGCUGUGAUGUAAACGUCAGAUUCAAAUUUCAUAUUUCAACUACAGUAUUGUCUUUACACUUUCUUAGCCUCGUAGUUUGGUAUCAAAAUUCUCUGUAUAAAUUUUAGGCAUAUAAAAUUUAAAUUAAAAAAAAAAUGUUAAAACGUGCCUCUUUGGCUUUGAGCCAAUACCCAGCGGCCUGCUUACGUUCCUACAACUGUUACAGGUGUAUCCGUCCCUACUCACUGGUCAAGCGCAAGAAAAACCCGGAGACCGUUCAGAAAUCGGACCAGGAGCUACGGAAAACUCUGCGUAACGAGUGGAUAUCAUGUAUGGGUACCGAUGACGCCCCACUUGUCGAUCAGUCGUAUCGGUGUCCGUACCUGGCGGACCUCGAGUUGCAGCUGAAUCGAAGAAUCCUGGAAAGAGAAUGUCCCGACCUUGAGUCAACUCAAAACCGGAAAGUCCUUCGCGAAACCGCUAAACAUGCCGACGGAUGCGACGAUGGGUGUGGCGGCAGGGGCGGGAGCAACAGCGAUGGCGAAAAGAAAAAGAAAAAGAAUAAGAAGAAGAGCAAGGACGGAGGAAAGAAGGGUGAUGGCGAGGAUGACAACCAGAAGAAAAGGUGCGCCGCCCUGAUCAAGGAGUUUGAAGACAAGGAACUAGACAAAAUUUGCCGGAAAAUGGCCGAAGCGGAACUGUGCAAGCAACUGCAUCAGGAAGCUAAAUGCAGGAAGAUAGCUGAGGCGGAAGCGAGCCAGAGAAAGGCAGAGAUGGAACAGUAUAUGAAGAGCAUCAAAGAGGCGAGGGGAGAAAGCAUAAAUGAGAGCAAGAAAGGCAAGAAGGGCGAAAAGGGUGAAGGCGAUAAGGGCAAAAAAAAGAGCAAAAAGGGUGAAAAGGACGAAGGAGAAGAAAAGGGCGAGAAAGGUGAGAGUGCUGAGAAAGCCGAGAAAGGCAAGAAAAGUAAGAAAGAAGAGAAGGAAGUAGAAGGCGAAAAGGGUAAAGGUGAUAAGGGCAAAAGGAGAGAAAAGGGUGAAAAGAGCAAAAAGAGCGAAGAGUGCGAAGGAGAAGAAAAAGGCGAGAGAGAUGACAGUGCUAAGAAAGCCGAGAAAGGCAAGAAAGGCAAGAAAAGUAAGAAAGCCGAGAAGGAAGUAGAAGGCGAAAAGGGUGAAGGCGAGAAGAGCGAAGAAAGCAAAAAGAUCGAAAAAAGCGGAAAGGGUGAUAAGGAUGAAAAGGACGAAGAAGGCGAGAAAGGUGAGAAAUCUGGGAAAAGUAAGAAAGGCAAGAAAGGUAAGAAAGCUGAGAAAGGCGAGAAAGGCGAGAAAGGCGAGAACGGCAGGAAAGGCAUGAAAGGUAAGAAAGCUGAGAAAGGCGAUAAAGGCGAGAAAGCCAAGAAAGCCAAGAAAGGUAGCAAGAAGGGCGAAGAAGGCGAUAAGCCAAAGAAACCGCCAACCGAAGAGGAGGUGCUAGAAAACCUCACCAAACAGUGCCAAGAAAUGGCCGACAAGGUGGAGUGCGAGAAGCGAGCCAAGAUCGAGGCCAUCAAGAGAGCCUAUCGUGAGGAGAUGGAGCGGGAGCAGUGCGCCCGAGAGGCGGCGGAGCGGGCCAAGCAAGAGGAGGAGGAUCGAAAGAAAGCGAAAGAGGAGGCCAAACGGAAGGCCGAGGAAGAAGCAAAUAAGAUACCCGAAGACGACAUCUGCGAGCUGAGGAAAAGGUGCGCCGAAAUGGCCCGAGAGGAAAGGGCCAAGGCCAAGGCAGUCCAAAAGAGGCUCAAGUCCAUGGCCGACAAGGUCAAGGCCGAUGCGGCCAAGAAAAGGUGUCAGGAGCUGGAAGAACUUCAAAGGUGCCGCAAAGCCGCCGAAAAGCGAAAGGCAGAUAAGGAAAAGGAAGAGUGCGCAAAGGCCAAAGCUAGAGCUAAAGAAGAAAAAAUGGCUCCUAAGAAAGGGCCAAAAAAUAAAAAUGAGGCCAAAGAGGCCAUUUGCAAGGCACUGGCUGACAAGAAAAAACCAAAGAAAAAGAAAGUGGACAAGUGCGCUAAACUGGCCGAGGAAUCGGCUCCUAAAGAUUCACCACCUCCCAAAGAUGGAGCUCCACCACCAUCGAAAACUUCAAAAGCAACACCUCCAGCUGAAAAGAAGGAUUCCAAAGAUAAACCUCCAAUAGAAAAAAAUCAAGCUAAAUCAGAAGCACCUCCACCUGGAAAUAAAGAUGCCAAAUCAGAAGCACCUACACCGGGAAAAAAAGAUCCCAAGUCAGAAGCACCUCCACCAGAAAACAAAGAUGCCAAACCUAAAGCUCAACCAGAAAAAAAAGAACCCCAAGCUGCAUCAUCUCCGCCAGAAAAAAAGGACUCUAAACCUGCUUCAUCUUCGCCAGAAAAAAAGGACUCCAAACCUGCAUCAUCUCAGCCAGAAAAAAAGGACUCCAAACCUGCAUCAUCUUCGCCACAGAAAAAGCCUUCAAAAGAAUCUGGAAAAUCACCCAAAGACAAAAAAUCUGAUUCCAAAAAUCUCUGGGCGAUAUGCAAGAAGUUAGCCGAACGGAAACUGAAGCUUAAGAAGAAAAAGAUCAAGGAGCUGAAGGCCCAGUGCGAUUAUAUUCUGCAAAAAGAGAAAAAGCAGCGUGAAAAGCAACGUGAAAAGCAAAAGAAAAAGGAAGAAAAGCUCAAGGAGCACUGCAAAAAACAUAAUGAAAAGGAAAAGGACAAAGACAAGAAAUAGGGUUUGAACUAUGCUAUUAAACUGAUUCCAAAUUCUCAAGUUGGUUGCAAAUAGUAUUCAAUACUCAGUUCAAAUGCAAUUUCUGCAGCGUGCGCUCCGUUACUUUUUCCUGAAUAUUUAUGUUUAAAUACGAAAAUUGUGGUACAUCCAAGCCCUUUUCUGGCUUACUGAAUCCAUACAAAAGAAUGUUGAGCAGCACGUUGGAAUUUACUUUUCGCGAUUCACAAGUUUUCGCCUUACAUUCCAAAUUAAAUAAAAAUCUGUGUCUGAAAU
Molecule: messenger RNA, 2978 nt
Organism: Drosophila kikkawai
Lineage: Eukaryota; Metazoa; Arthropoda; Insecta; Diptera; Drosophilidae
Gene: Mst84B
Product: Male-specific transcript 84B
Source: RefSeq, a predicted model, not a curated record